AUGGUUUCCUCUGAUGAGAAAGCUCUGGAUAAGGCCCGGUCAUGCUUGAUGGAAGGAAUGUAUUUAUUGAAUGAAGUGGCCCUCCAUACGAAAGCACGUUUAGAGGAGCUCUCCAAGCGCCAGGUUGUUUUUGAUGAAGCUUUGGAAGGGUUGAAACAGCUCUGUGUUCUUCAUGAACAGACGAAGAAAGAAGCCAAUGAGUUCAAAAAAAGAGGUUGUUGGUUUAUCGGAGAGGAAUCGAAAUCUGGUAGCAGAUUUGAGGCAAUCCAUUGGUUAGCAAGAGGAGUUGAAAAAGUUAAACCAGGUUUUGCAGAUGAAAAUAGAUGA
Molecule: messenger RNA, 327 nt
Organism: Lactuca saligna
Lineage: Eukaryota; Viridiplantae; Streptophyta; Magnoliopsida; Asterales; Asteraceae
Source: the annotation of a GenBank genome assembly